Molecule: messenger RNA, 6257 nt
Organism: Danio aesculapii
Lineage: Eukaryota; Metazoa; Chordata; Actinopteri; Cypriniformes; Danionidae
Gene: stk38a
Product: serine/threonine kinase 38a
Exons: 14
Coding region: 72-1478 (468 amino acids)
Biological process (GO): intracellular signal transduction; peptidyl-serine phosphorylation
Molecular function (GO): protein serine/threonine kinase activity; ATP binding
Source: RefSeq, a predicted model, not a curated record
CCGGAAGAAGGAAAUAAUGUCCGUCGUCGUCCACUAGCUCGAGUCAGUUUGAGGUCGAGUGGAAGUUAACUAUGGCGAUGACCAGUCAGACGACCUGCUCCUCGAUGAGCAACCACACUAAGGAAAGGGUCACCAUGGCUAAAGUGACCCUGGAAAAUUUUUACAGCAACCUUAUAUCACAGCAUGAGGAAAGGGAAAUGAGGCAGCAAAAGCUGGAGAAGGUCAUGGAUCAAGAGGGACUUGCUGAUGAAGAGAAGCGUCUCAGGCGAUCUGAACAUGCAAGAAAAGAAACAGAGUUUCUUCGUCUUAAACGAACGCGACUUGGACUAGAAGACUUUGAGUCGCUCAAAGUGAUUGGCCGUGGAGCUUUCGGAGAGGUGCGGCUCGUUCAGAAGAAAGACACAGGACAUGUUUAUGCCAUGAAAAUCCUACGUAAGGCUGAUAUGCUUGAGAAAGAACAGGUUGGUCAUAUUCGAGCAGAAAGGGAUAUUCUUGUAGAGGCAGACAGUCUGUGGGUGGUCAAGAUGUUCUACAGCUUUCAGGACAAGAUGAACCUCUACCUCAUCAUGGAGUUUCUGCCUGGAGGUGAUAUGAUGACUCUACUGAUGAAGAAAGACACUUUAACGGAGGAGGCCACACAGUUUUAUAUCGCCGAGACUGUGCUGGCUAUUGACUCCAUUCACCAGCUGGGCUUCAUCCACAGAGACAUCAAACCAGACAACCUGCUGCUGGACUCAAGAGGCCACGUGAAGUUGUCUGAUUUUGGCCUAUGCACUGGUCUGAAGAAAGCUCACCGCACAGAGUUUUACAGAAACCUCAAUCACAGCCUUCCCAGCGACUUCACGUUCCAGAACAUGAACUCAAAGAGGAAAGCAGAAACUUGGAAGCGAAACAGGAGACAGUUGGCCUUCUCCACUGUUGGAACCCCAGACUACAUCGCCCCAGAAGUGUUUAUGCAAAAUGGGUAUAACAAGCUUUGUGAUUGGUGGAGUUUAGGAGUCAUUAUGUAUGAAAUGCUGAUUGGUUACCCUCCGUUUUGCUCUGAAACUCCACAAGAGACGUACAGGAAAGUGAUGAAUUGGCGGGAAACUUUAAUCUUUCCACCAGAGGUCCCAAUUUCAGAAAAGGCCAAGGAUCUGAUCCUCAGGUUCUGCUGUGAGGGUGAGCACAGGAUUGGAGCCACUGGAGUGGAGGAGAUCAAAACUAACGCUUUCUUUGAGGGGGUGGACUAUGACCAUAUCAGGGAGAGACCAGCAGCUAUUCCUAUUGAGAUCAAAAGCAUUGACGAUACCUCCAACUUUGACGAGUUCCCCGAUUCAGACAUCCUCCAACCUUCAGCCACUACUGUUGUGUCCAACCACACCGAGGCGGAUCUGAAGAGUAAAGACUGGGUGUUCAUCAACUACACCUACAAGCGCUUUGAGGGCCUCACCGCACGAGGAGGCAUCCCAUCAUACAUGAAAACUGGGAAGAGAUAGGCUUUGGUGAGACUCGAUAACAUGCUGCACUCUCCAAAAUGGAGACUGCAUCUGAAGGAUCCUGCAUCAUCUGUUUUCUGUUUCGAUUCAGUCAGCCAUGACUCAUUUGUGGAUGUGAACUCCACAUUCAAUCAGUCUGUAGAAGAACACAUUCAGAGCCUUACCUAAGGGCUACUUUACUUCUAACACCCUGAAUGUGCUCACUUUUUUUUCUCUUCUUGAGGAUCUAAGAUUUGAGGCAAUCAACUUUUGGGUUGCCAGAUUUUGUACAUUUUGGAAUGGAGAUAUUUUAGUACACUGGCAAAAAAGGGCUUGAACAGAAGCUAGUUAGACCUCCUGAAGCCAUAAAUUAUUGGUAUAGUCACAAGAACCAGCAUUUUUGGUGGAAUCCCUGUCUCUCAUUCUUUUUAAUCUGCUGUCAAGAUUUAAACUUCCCUAUUUUUUGGAUUAAGAUCCAUACUUUUCCUGCUGUUUUCUUGGAAAUUCUUUCUCAUGCUCACCAUCAAUGAUCUCGCUGACAAAAAUGCAAAGCUUCAAAGUCAGUCUGAUCUGAAUGUGAUUCAAACAAACCUCCCAGAGCUGCAGAUGUUGCCUUACGUUCGGAUCCUUUUUACACCAGCAGAAACGUCAUGAAUGCAUUUGCCAAUCAAACCAAAUUGUUCAUCAACACACAACAAGGAAGCUUCACCAGCUGAUUGUCAAAGACCAAGCGAACUCUACGGACCAGCAUUUGUUUCUUAUUUAAUGGGUAGUUUCAGACGCUGACUGAUUCAAGCUGCUUGGUGCUAAUGCCGUUUUAUUCUUAAUAAAUGGGCUCUUUGCUGAAGCUUGGGGAACAAAGCCACAUUUCUUGCAUCUUGAGGAGAAUGACAACACUAUUCAGGGAUUGGAAUUUGGUCUUCCGUUUUACCUUGGGAGGAAAUGUCUGAUGCAAAAUUUUUUGUUACCAAAGAAACGUCGCUUUAUGGGCUAAAUCUCAAUAUUGUUUGGUCUUGAAUGCUUAGCUUUUUGUACAGCAUUAAUUAGUGUGUUUAUACUUUGUUGUAAGAUGUUAAAGGGAUAGUUCAUCACAAAAUGAAAACUUGGUCAUUUCUUCACCCUCAGGCCAUCCAACAUGACAGUGACUUUUUUUUCUUAGUCAAUUUUUAUAGAAGAUUUUUAGCUGAAACGAUGGUCCUUCGCAGUUUCUUUUAAUGUUGAGUCAACAGCUACGAGCAAUUGGAAAGUUCUAAAACAAAUGCAGGAGAAACAAAAUUAAUAUUUGUGGCUCCUGAGGUCUUAUGAAGUGAAACAAUUGGUCUGUGAAAAAGGAAUAAACAGAGUAAAAAGAGAUAUGUUGGGUUACUUAAAAGUGAGUUAAGCCGUUGUCUUAAAAAUAGGUAAAUGUACUAUGUACGCAAUUAUAAAAAUUAAGUUAAAGGGUUCGUUUACCCAACAAUAAAAAUAGCGACGCGUAGCACAAGCUUUGUGAUUGGUCAGCUUGGUAGCCCUGACAAGUGUGGGCCGUGCUGAGAGCCGCAAGCCUGAUGGAGCAAGUGUUUACAAGUGUCGAGUCCUGUGAAGGAGUUUCAGAUGUAAACUUUUGUUUUGUCUUUACCUUAUGAUUUAAGUCUUUGCACGUCCGCUUGUUCCUGUCUCUGAAUGAGCGAGUUUUAGCUACUUGUACAUUAAGGUAGCAUUCAGAAAAAACAAAAGAAACUCGACACAGAGGAACAUAACCUGCCGCCAGCUAGCGUUUUGGAAGUGUUAUUGCUGAGCAACACUAACCGCACGCAGAAGUAUAAAUGCACGGCUAACGUUACGCACAAGGUAUGCUCUGUGGGUCACGGCGAUUGCUCGACGCAGACGUAUAAACCAGCCUUUAGACCUUUGUUUAUCUUCGUAAUACAGAUUAAGAUAUUUUCGGUGAAAUCGAAGAACUUGCUGAUCCUCCAUAGAUGGUAAGGUUCCCGACUUGUUCUGAAAGAUCAGAAAGUUCUUCAGAAAGAAAAAACAUUUUCAAAACGGAUCAUCUCCAUCCAGUGGUUUAAUUGGAGUAUUGUCAAGCGUAGAAUAUUUUUGUGCGCAUAUAAAUAAAAAUGACCACUUUAUUCAACAGUUUCUUCUCUUCAGUGUCAGCAUAUUGCACACUUUUGUAGAAUAAAGUCGCUAUUUUUGUUGUGUUCUGAAGUCGAAUGAAUCAUGGGUGUUUGGAAUCACAAUUUGUCAAUGUAACAGUUUCAUGUUUUAACGAGCUACUCGCCUUUUUUAAUUAUUUUUUUUAGGUAAAAUCAACUUGUCGCUUUUAAGUCAACGGCUUCACUUGCUUUACUUUACAGUGUACAUCUCCUCAUGUGUUCAUGAGCACAAUCAUCCUGUCACACCAAUUUUUGAGCCAAAAUAAAAAAAAUGUAUGUUCUACUUAAACAAAAAGUCACCAGUGUUGGGGAAAGUAACUUUAGAAGGUAAUGCAUUACAAUAUUGAGUUGCUCCCCAAAAAAGUAACCAGUUGCAUUACUUAGUUACUUUUUAUGGAAAGUAAUCCGUUAAGUUACUUUUUUUGAGAGGUUUGAUCUCUUUCAGAACUUGCAGGGGUUUUUUUUAUAGAGCUCUGCAUUUAACGAUACACUGAAUAACCUUCUUUACCUUCUAAAAUAAAUAAACUAAUUAAAAAAAUUAGAAUAAUGUUACCUUUUCAGAACUUCCUGACGCUAUACAUGCUGUAUAUACAGAUUAAUGAAAGCUGACAGCAAUGUGUUUGCUACUUUUGUAUUUUUGUCUAAUUAGUUCAGUAAAAUCUCUGUCCAUUGAGACUAUAAUCCCCCGUUUCAAAAUAAUAAGAAUACUUCCAUCACAGAAUUGUAAAGCCCUGCCAUCUUGGUUUCUCUCCUUUCCCGCGGCGAGCUCGUUCUCUCAUUGAGUGUGAUUCAACGUGAUUACACUAAUUUGAAUUUGACAAACUAUUUUUAAAAGCGAAUUAUUCAAUCUAAAAAAUAACUUGAGUUACAUUUUUUAACAAGUAACUUAAAUAUUAUUACUUAUUUUUAUUAAAGUAAUGCGUUACUUGUUACUUAGAAAAGUAAUUAUUACGUUUGAUUAUUAAAUUCAUUACUAUUAUUACGUAUCUUGCGUUACUUGUAAUGCAUUACCCCCAACACUGAAAGUCACCUACAUAUCUCUGGCCUGAGGUUGAGUAUUUAUUUAGAUUUGAAUAGGUAUUCCCUUUAACAUAUAAAAACGUAGCAGAAUAUUCAUUCCGUAAUGGUUUCAGUCAGCCUGCAUUAUUAGAAGCUGCUUGUAUCAGCAUGUUGCUCGUGAUGGCUGACUUAAAAAGUUGUGUGAGAUUUUUUCCGUGGCUACAAUCAGGACCCAUUUGUCGUCUUUCUGUGACCAAAUUGAAUGUAUAUCUCGAUGAUUAAAAGAGGCUUCUAGAAUUUGCAUUCAUUUAGGAUCGGCUGCCCAAGAAUGACCUGAUAUUUGUGUAAAUGGUUUGGCGAAAUGUUUUACUCUACACACUGAUGUGGAAUCGAACACCACAUACUGCUAGAAUAAUAUUAUCUCAGAUAACAGAUUACUGUAUCCCCAGAAUGCUACAGAUGAUAUGAAACGUAGCAUGAAAUCAAGUUUGAAUCAUGCAUUUGUUUUUUAAGAAAAUCCUUAGAGCAAUAUGACCGUCUUAGGUCUGGAUGUGUAUUAUUGUUAUGAUUUUUUUAUUAAUAUAUAUAACAGUCAUGGCUGGAUAUGCUGUCUGAGGGCUGUGUUGUUGCAUGUUUUAUUUGCGAGUGCUGGAGUGUUAUGAAUGAAUUUAAGAAUGUUUAAUUAGUUUUUUUUUGUGCUGCUUUGUUUAUUUGUUCCCCCUAUUCUUCAGUAGUCAGUGUUUAAUGCGGAUCAAGAAUGGAUGUUGUUGAAUAGUUUUAGGACAAGGCAUUUGAACCACUUCAAACGUUGACUACUGUAGUAUCGCAGAAUUGAGGGGCGAUGUUGCUUCUGAAUAAUAGCUUGUUGGAAUAUACACUGUCUACAAGAAGCAGAUCCCAGGCUGGACUGCUUUAUAUCUCUUGUUGCUGUAUCUCACAUGCUGAAACUUGCUUAUGAAGUCAGCAUGUCAUAAAGAGAGCGUGUCCGUUUUUAAAUGCUUUUAUUUGGAUUCCCUGUAGGUUUAUCGCUUGCGUUCUUGUCCUAGAGUGAGGACGUUCUCUUUGAAUGAGGAAAAAGGACACUUCUUUUCUUCUUCAAGAUUAACAAUGCACCUUUUGCUAGUUUGAAAAGUUGUUUAUAUUUAAAACACACACACACACACACACACACACACGUCAUGAUGUUAUAUACACGCUAAAUGACUGUUCUGUUGUUUGCCUGUGAGAGUUUUGUCAUUCCUUCAUGUAACUUUUACACCUAACACGAUGUAGACUAGUCUUAAGAUUUUGGGGUCUAUAUUUACAUGCUUAGAGCUUAAAGAUGAUAAUAAUUACACCAAUGUGUAUAAAGUAUACUCACACUGGCACUAGUGCUCACUUAUUGCUGUUUCUCCUGGAUUCCAGAUCACAGUUCUGACUGUGAAUGGUUUGUGGGCACGGCUCCAGUUCUCACUGAUGUCACAUUCUGCUGUGAGAGAUGGACGUUAGUCCGCUCUCUGCCUUAAGUUUGAAUUGUAGAGUGUUUGUGAAUUUUAUUUUUUUUUCUUCCUGCGCUCACAGAGCACCUUUCACUGGUUUAUUUGUCUGAUAGAGAGUUUGUUUUUGAGGUGUGGGCUCACUUUGACCUGUAAAACGUCCUGAAUAAAAAACACCAGUUCAUUUA